AUGGUGAACAUCACGGAAAAGAUCAAGGAGAUCGAGGAUGAGAUGCGUCGAACGCAGAAGAACAAGGCAACAGAACACCAUUUGGGUCUACUGAAAGGAAAACUUGCCCGGCUAAGAGCCCAGCUCUUGGAGCCAGUGGGAGGUGCUGGCGGUGGCCCCGGUGCGGGAUUUGAUGUCAGCAAGAGCGGCGAUGCACGAGUGGCUCUUGUUGGCUUCCCCUCUGUCGGAAAGUCUACAUUCCUGUCUAAAAUCACCAAGACCAAGAGUGAGGCUGCAUCCUACUCUUUCACCACGCUGACGGCUAUUCCCGGAGUGCUGGAGUAUGGUGGCGCUGAGAUUCAGAUCUUGGAUUUGCCAGGUAUUAUCGAAGGUGCCUCCGAGGGCAAAGGCCGUGGUCGGCAGGUCAUUUCGGCCGCAAAGACAAGUGAUUUGAUCUUGAUGAUUUUGGACGCCACAAAGCGUGCCGAACAGCGAGCCUUGCUCGAGGCCGAGCUGGAUGCCGUGGGCAUUCGGUUGAACAAGGAGCCCCCUAAUAUCUACUUGAAAAUCAAGAAGGCCGGUGGCAUGAAGAUCUCUUUUGCUACGCCCCCAAAGCAUUUGGAUGAAAAGUUGGUUUACAACGUGCUCCGGGAUUACAAAAUUCUCAACUGCGAGGUGCUCGUGCGAGAUGAGAAUGCCACGAUCGACGACUUUAUCGAUGUGAUUAUGAAGGACCACCGGAAGUACAUCCGCUGUCUUUACGUUUACAACAAGGUCGACAGCAUCGGCCUCGAGUUCCUUGAUGCCCUUGCCCGCGAACCUCACACAGCCGUCAUGAGUUGCGAACUUGACCUCGGCGUGCAAGACGUUGUCGAACGCAUCUGGAAGGAACUGAGACUAAUGCGGCUUUACACAAAACGAAAGGGAGAGGAACCUAAAUUCGAUGAGGCGCUCAUCGUACGAAAGGACUCCACCAUUGAGGAUGUUUGUGACCAGAUCCAUCGCACAAUUAAGGACACAUUUAAGUAUGCAUUGGUGUGGGGAGCGAGCGCGAGACAUGUUCCGCAGCGGGUAGGAUUGGGACAUUUGGUUGCUGAUGAGGAUGUGGUAUCUAUAGUGGCUAAGUAG
This is a messenger RNA of Penicillium roqueforti, 1107 nucleotides long. RefSeq lists its product as uncharacterized. Gene Ontology annotation, cellular component: cytoplasm. Gene Ontology annotation, molecular function: GTP binding; GTPase activity. The coding region runs from base 1 to 1107 and encodes 368 amino acids. Lineage: Eukaryota; Fungi; Ascomycota; Eurotiomycetes; Eurotiales; Aspergillaceae. The record is from RefSeq and is a predicted model, not a curated record. The transcript is spliced from 10 exons. Gene Ontology annotation, biological process: cytoplasmic translation.